This is a messenger RNA of Scedosporium apiospermum, 2226 nucleotides long. RefSeq lists its product as uncharacterized. Gene Ontology annotation, cellular component: nucleus. Lineage: Eukaryota; Fungi; Ascomycota; Sordariomycetes; Microascales; Microascaceae. The record is from RefSeq and is a predicted model, not a curated record. Gene Ontology annotation, molecular function: DNA-binding transcription activator activity, RNA polymerase II-specific; RNA polymerase II cis-regulatory region sequence-specific DNA binding; zinc ion binding. The transcript has 2 exons. Bases 1 to 2226 code for a protein of 741 amino acids. Gene Ontology annotation, biological process: DNA-templated transcription; regulation of transcription by RNA polymerase II.
AUGUCCGAUGCCCUCCCGCAAGUCACCAUCCUCCCCCCAUCCACCAAAAAGCGCCGCCGGCCCGCGCUAUCAUGCGAACAAUGCCGCCGGCGCAAGGUUCGCUGCGACCGCCUGUCCCCCUGCACGACAUGUGUGCAAGCCGGCAAUCGGGAGUGCUCCUAUGCGAGCCUACCCCACCGGCCCGUAGCCGCCGGCCUAGCUCCGCAGGGUCCGCCCCAGCUUCCCGAUGCAGGAGUGGUGAUGGCGGAGACUAGUCCCUCCAGUGCCGCGAGCUCGCAUUUACCUACUUCCGGGUCGGGGCGGAGUGUGGGUGAUGAGUGGAGGAACGGCAAUGUAUUCCCUCCGAAUAGUAUCUGGGUGGGUGAUGGACGGAAUGGUGAGGAUAGUGCUAGCUUGGAUGCAAGUGUGCUUGCGGAUCGCAUCCGACAUCUAGAGUGGCAGGUUGAGUCGUUUAAGCGACAGUCGAGUCCUUCGCUCCAAUAUAUUCUGGGCCUAGCAAUGCGCUCCGAGAGUGCCAGGUCCCAAUUCCGCAUCACCCUCGCCGAAUGCAAGAAUCUCGCCCGCGUCAUCAAGCGGCGCCGCACCCCAAUCUUAGUAUCCAACGCUCUAGCCACGCAAUUCGUCUCGCGCGCCAUCGCAGACAACCUAAUAGACAUUUACCUCUCAACUAUAGAUCGUGUCUACCGCAUCAUCCACGUGCCCACCUUCCGGACAGAUUACGAGCGGUACUGGGCCGAUCCGCAGAGCGUCCAUCCAUCGUUUAAGAUGCAGAUGCAGCUCUGCGCUGCUAUUGGAGCCAGCAUGGUCGACGACAAGUUCGACAUGCGUGAGGCGGCGCUGAGGUGGACAUUUGAGGCUAGGCUCUGGUUGAUCCUGCCGCCCCAUAAAGCGUCCAUAAGCGUCGCCGGAGUGCAAGUAAUGCUCUUGCUGCAGAUCGCGAGACAGGCCGUGGGUGUGGGAGGAGGCGUGACGUGGCCGGACGCUGGGAGUCUGCUCCGGUCUGCCAUGUACGCCGGGUUACAUCGGGACCCGAGACAUUUGCCUCGUAUGACUGUUUUGCGAGCCGAGAUCCGCAGGAGGUUGUGGGCUGCGAUUCUCGAGAUGCAAAUCCAGACGAGCAUCGACUCGGGCGGACCGCCGCUCAUCUCCCUUGACGACUACGAUACGGAACCCCCAUCGAACCUCGACGACGAUCAACUAACAGACGAUCUCGAGUCAUCAGAACAUCGUCCCAUUCCUUCCUCUAACACCCACACACAAACAUCUCUGCAGCUCCUCCUCCUCCAACACUUCCCCAUCCGCCUCGCCGUAGCCAAAUUCGUAAACGACCUCGGCUCCAAAUCAACCUACGAAGAAACCCUCCGCCUCAACGGCGAGCUAACCUCAUCUUGCCACGCCAUCUCCCGCCGUCUCAAUAAGCUCAUCUCGUCAUCAUCAUCCUCCUCCCACAGCAGCACCACAGCCCCAAUCACACUCUUCCACAAACACUACGUCGAAUUAAUGACCUACCGCUUCAUCAUCGCCCUCCACAACCCCCUCCUCACCGUCGCAUUCGAUAACCCAGCCUACUACUUCUCGCGCAAAAUGCUCGUCGACACCGUCAAACGGAUCUCCCCACUCGCGGGGGCCCCAAACUCCUCGUCGGCUUUACCCGGCGAGGUGGACUUCUUCAACCACAUCGUCUGCUCGUCGGGGUUCACGCGGUCAACUCUUAAGCAGGCCAUCAUGUUACUGGGUCACGAGCUCGUGACGGUUCAAAAGGAGGAGAUUCGCGAUUUCGGAGAGGCGGGGACGCCGGAUGCGGCGUCGAAGAGGGUGCUGGAAGACGCCGUGGUGUGGAUGGGGAGGAGGAUAAGGGCUGGAGAGACGAAUGUGAAGGGGUUACUGUUUACCACGGCGUUAUUGAAUCAUAUUGAAGGGGUGCAGAAGGGGGUGAGGGUGGAGGAGUUGGAGGGUUGGAUUUUGUCGAGGAUGAAGCAGGCGGUUGAGAGGGCUUAUGAGCUUAUGAAGGAGUCGGCUGAGUCGUAUGGGAUUGAGGUGGACGGAGGUACCGGAGGAGGCGAGGCCAGGGAGGUGGGGAGGAAGGGAGUUGGAGGCGAGGGGAGAGAGAGGGAGGAAGAUGAGGUGGUCAUGGACUUGGAGGAUGGUGACCCGUUUGAUGUUUUGGGGUGGAAUUUUGAUAUUGACUGGGAUCAGGAUGAGUAUAUGACGAACUUUGUCAGUUGA